UCUCUCUCUCAUCCGCAGCCCUCCGACGAAACUAUGUCCAAUCUCGACGAAGCCACUUAUAAGAACCUUUAUCCGCUGAGGUUUUACAAGGAUGGUAAGACGCGUGUGUUUUGGGAUGUGGAGGAUUACCCAAUCCCAGAUGGUCUCGAUCCUGCUUCGAUUUACCAAAGAAUGAAAGAAGCUGUAAAGAAGCAUGGUUGUGAUGCGGAGGUGACGAUUCAUGCUUAUGCUGAAAAUAAUACAUUCUCGGAUGAACUGCGUCGUCAAUUUUGUGAUGCUGGAUUCAAAGUCGAAGUCUUUACCGAAGGGGAUAAAUAUGUGAGACAUUGCGCCAUGUAUGCUGACGUUAUGAUUUGGACACUGGAAAACCCUAAACCAUCAAAUCUGGUUGUGCUCGCAAACAUAAUGGAAGACGACUUCGGUUAUAUAUAGAACAUCCUAAACCAUCAAAUCUGGUUCUAUGUUAUUG
Messenger RNA from Camelina sativa (false flax), 469 nucleotides. RefSeq lists its product as uncharacterized. NCBI's taxonomy places the organism in Eukaryota, Viridiplantae, Streptophyta, Magnoliopsida, Brassicales, Brassicaceae. Gene Ontology annotation, biological process: regulation of gene expression. Gene Ontology annotation, molecular function: RNA nuclease activity. Gene Ontology annotation, cellular component: peroxisome. The record is from RefSeq and is a predicted model, not a curated record.